AUAUCUGGAAGCAUGCAAAGGCUUGUUUCGUGUAUCCGUACCCAAAGCAGCAGUGUCACGUAACAGACAGCUUCCCACGGCCAACCAGGCUGGCGCAGCCGCGUGUACUACGUGGCAUCUGGGCACGCCAAAGCAUUGGCUCCUCUCUGGGGAGUGGAAGGGGCUCAGUUAUUAAUGACCGCUGAGAAGGCAGCACCAUGUCAGUGUGACAAUCGAGUGGGUGAACGAUGCACCGCUAACCACCAUGGAAACAAGGAGAAAUAGGAACAGCUAGCAAGCAUCUCUCUUUCUCUCCCCCUCUCUCUCUCCUCUGGAUCGCAAGCCUCAGCCCAGCCAGGCAGCAACAGCGCUCUGGCAAACAUAAGGGAUCUCAGCUGGCAGCACAGAGAGUCUCUCAUGGUGUAGGAUAUCAAUAGAUACAUCUUUGUAUUAUAUACUGUUAGACACACGCAUGCACGCUGACUCUCUCACACACAUGUAUGCAUAUUUAUUCAGACUCUGGCUUUAAUACAAGUAUGUGGCUACCUGAACUAAGGAAUCAAAAUUACUGAUAUGCAAGAACUCCUCCAGCUCUGAAACUACUCCAAUUACAGGUGGCCAAUAGCAAAUGUCAAAGGAGGAGCAGAAAACCAGGUCAGCUAUGUAGCUAUGCUUCCCCAGAAUACUUUCCUGGUACCUCUACUGAACAGAAGUCCCUGAGAAUCAUAGUGGGGUCAGAAUGCUGAGAUUAGAUAUCUGCAGUAGCAGUCUGUUUAAUCUCAAUUAAUUUACUAUUCAGGUCACCCUGUCAUUCCUGCAAACACUAAUCAAUCAUGGGAUUUGAAGUUAAUACUACUAAAUAAAUGAAUUGCUUAAUCUCCUAUGACCAUCUAUACAUACUUCAUCUUCACAAAGCUUAUCAAUUUUAUGUCAUCAAGGACAGAGUGACCUUUGUUUCCACAAAAUGCCUCUUACUACUGGACAAGUUGGUUACAAAUUUAUCACUUAUCCUCAGGAAGAAAGUCCUUCACGAUCAUCAUUUCACAAAUGCAAGUGUGCACUUUAUCAACUGACCAGGCCAUACUGAAUUCCAAACCCAUAACUGUGGAAUAUUAACACGUGUUACUUUUCUGAACAUUUGAGCUAAGAUGAAGGACAUGCAAGUCAAAAUUAAUUUUCUAGUUGGCCUAGUUAUCACUGCACUAGUACAAGCUGUAGAAAAAAAAGCAGACUGCCCAGAGUCAUGUAUAUGCGAGAUCAGACCAUGGUUCACCCCCAGGUCUGUGUAUAUGGAUGCUCCAACAGUGGAUUGUAAUGAUUUAGGCCUUUUUAAUUUUCCAGCCAGACUGCCUGCUGACACACAAGUUCUACUUCUACAGACUAAUAAUAUUGAAAACAUUGAACAGUCAGUCAACUUCCCAGUGAAUUUAACUGGUCUAGAUUUAUCUCAGAACAAUUUAUCUUCAGUGACCAGUAUUAAUCUUAGAAAGAUACCACAGCUGCUUUCAGUGUACCUUGAAGAAAACAAACUUACUGAACUCCCUGAAGAAUGUCUCUCUGGACUCCACAAUUUACAAGAGCUUUAUAUUAAUCAUAAUCUGCUUUCUGUGAUUGCACCAGGAGCUUUCAUAGGCCUGAAUAAUCUUCUUAGACUUCAUCUCAAUUCAAAUGGUCUGCAAAUGAUCAACAGGAAGUGGUUUGAAGCUACUCCUAAUCUUGAAAUUCUCAUGAUUGGAGAAAACCCAAUAAUCAGAAUUGAAGAUAUGAAUUUUAAGCCUCUUAUCAAUCUGCGCAGCCUAGUUUUAGCAGGCAUAAAUCUCACUGAAAUACCAGAUAAUGCUUUGGCUGGCCUUGACAAUUUAGAAAGCAUCUCCUUUUACGACAAUAGAUUUGUUAGAGUGCCCCACAUUGCUCUUCAAAAGGCCACAAAACUUAAAUUUCUGGAUCUAAAUAAGAAUCCCAUUAACAGAAUACGACGAGGAGAUUUUAGCAAUAUGCUGCACCUAAAAGAGUUAGGAAUUAAUAACAUGCCUGAACUGAUCUCUAUAGAUGGUCUUGCUGUUGAUAAUUUGCCAGAUUUAAGAAAAAUAGAAGCUACCAAUAACCCCAGAUUAUCGUACAUUCAUCCAAAUGCAUUCUACAGACUGCCCAAGCUGGAAUCUCUCAUGCUUAACAGCAACGCACUGAGUGCCCUUUACCGCAGUACAAUAGAAUCCUUGCCUAACCUUAAAGAAGUUAGUAUACACAGCAAUCCCAUUAGAUGUGAUUGUGUCAUCCGCUGGAUUAACAUGAAUAAAACAAACAUUCGCUUCAUGGAGCCGGAGUCCCUGUUUUGCGUAGACCCCCCUGAAUUUCAAGGCCAGAAUGUGAGACAGAUACACUUCCGGGAAAUGAUGGAAAUCUGUCUCCCACUGAUAGCUCCUGAAAGUUUUCCAUCUACUUUGGAUUUGAAAACUGGCAGCCAUAUUUCCUUACACUGCAGAGCAACAGCAGAACCAGAACCUGAAAUCUACUGGAUAACACCAUCAGGACACAAACUUUUGCCUAAUACUAUUUCUAACAAAUACUACAUUCAUUCCGAAGGAACAUUGGACAUAAGUGAUGUAACACAAAAAGAAAGUGGCUUAUACACAUGUAUAGCAACAAAUUUAGUUGGGGCAGACCUAAAGUCAGUCAUGAUUAAAGUGGAUGGCUCUUUCCCUCAGGACAGCAAUGGAUCUCUGAAUAUUAAAAUAAAAGACAUAAAAUCUAAUUCUGUUUUGGUUUCAUGGAAGGCAAGUUCUAAAAUUCUGAAAUCCAGUGUUAGAUGGACAGCCUUUCCAAAAGCUGAAAACUCUCGAGCUGCACAGAGUGCUCGAAUACCAUCUGACAUAAAGGUAUAUAAUCUUACACAUCUAAAUCCAUCAACCGAAUACAAAAUCUGUAUAGAUAUUCCCACUAUCUAUUCACAGAAUAAGAAACAAUGUGUCAACGUAACCACAAAGGGACUGGACUUGGCAGUGAAAGGCUAUGAAAAGAACAACAUAAUAGGAUUCUUUGCCUGCCUUGGAGCUCUUUUGGGAAUCAUCUCUGUGACGUAUCUCUACAGUUGCAUCUCACGUGGCAUGAACUAUGGUGUUGGACACAGCUAUCUAAAGAAUUAUCUGAAGAAACAAUCCUUUUCACUCAAUGAGCUUUAUCCUCCACUGAUCAGUCUUUGGGACAUGGGCAAAGACAAAAGCACAGCAAUGGAAGUAAAAGCAACUGUAAUAGGUGUACCAACUAAUAUGUCAUAAAUGUGUCAGUAUAUCACUUAAUUCCUGAAAUAAAAAGCACAUGACUGCAUUUGUGCUGAACAAAAAGGCAACAAGAAAAAUAAUUUCUUUCACUUAGGAACUAGACAUCUGGACUUUGCUGCUGCUGACAAAUGGGAAUAUGUACUCACUCAGCAUAAGAGAAGAAUUUUAACUAACUGGUUUCUAACGGUAUUCUACCAACCAAAUACAAUUAACUUCAUUUUCUAGAAAUUUGAUGGGACAUUGAAGUCUGGAAUACAGUGCAAGUAGCCAAGAACAUUUUCUGUAUUUUUUUUUUUAUUAUUAUAUAAAAGUAGUGGAACUGAGCAAUACCUCCUUCUCUGCUGUAUUACACAGUCUAGCCACGAGUUUUUGAAGUGAACAGGUAUACUAGGAUUGACACAUGGUGUAAUGAAAUGGACAAAUUCUGUAGAGUAGACACAGUGAGUAUGUGAAUUUUUUUUAUGAGGAAAAUACAUUUUUUGAUUAAAAUCCAAAUAGUUUUUGGCUUGUUUGUUUCUAAACAAAACAUUCUGGGUGCUCUUGUCUGACAAUAAACAAACUCAUUCUAGGGUCUGACAAAAUAUCUCCUUACAUAUAAUCCUGUUAAAAUACCAGUCUGAGCACACAGGAUAUUUUUGCUGGGUUUAGGCUAUAUAACUGCAAUAAGCUACACAAUAAAUAUUUUUAUAAAGUACUUACCCGUAAUAAUAACACACAUAUUUUACAUGGUGCUUACUGUGGGAGAAAGAAGAGAGAAGGCAGGCGGGAAGGAGACAUAAAACUGAUAGGGAAAUAGAUUGUUAGCUACUGAUAAAAGCAAGUUUUGAGCUGCUUUGGGAUUUUCCCAGAAGCCUGAAAACUAAAUGCAAUGUUUCGACUCAGAUAACAUAAAUCCAAUAUUUUGUCUUCAGUCAAAGGGUUAUUCAGUUACCAAUAAUGUCUAAACUUCAGGCUGGUCAUACAGG
Pezoporus occidentalis (night parrot) is the source of this 4222-nucleotide messenger RNA. It is a transcript of the gene LRRN3, whose product is annotated as leucine rich repeat neuronal 3. The record is from RefSeq and is a predicted model, not a curated record. NCBI's taxonomy places the organism in Eukaryota, Metazoa, Chordata, Aves, Psittaciformes, Psittacidae. The transcript has 3 exons. Gene Ontology annotation, molecular function: protein binding. Gene Ontology annotation, cellular component: extracellular matrix. The coding region runs from base 1128 to 3254 and encodes 708 amino acids.